AUGUUCAUUCUAUGCUUGACUUUUAUGUUAAAAGCUAGUCAGUGUCUCGUGGUCGGCUUUUCGAUGUUUAGAAUAAAAGUGAACUUUACAUAGUAUUAAAGAAAAAAAGCAAAUAAAAUAUGGGUGCUCCAGAUACAACGACAACUACAAAAUUACCUUUAAAUGGCACUACUAACGAUUCGAUUGAUGAUUUUGGUCCAAAUUUGAAAAUUUUACCGACUAAUGACCAAGUUAAAGAACUACAAACAAUUUUACGCGAUAAAAACACUUCAAGAAGUGACUUCAAAUUUUAUGCAGAUCGUUUGAUAAGGCUUGUCAUAGAAGAAAGUUUAAAUCAAUUGCCAUUUACAAAAAUAGUCGUCACAACUCCAACUGGAGCGAGCUACAAAGGUUUAAAAUACCAAAAAGGCAAUUGUGGAGUGUCCAUAGUAAGAAGUGGAGAAGCUAUGGAACAAGGAUUGAGAGAUUGUUGUCGCAGUAUAAGAAUUGGCAAGAUUUUAGUGGAAAGUGAUUUAGAUACCCACGAGGCCAAAGUUGUUUACGCAAAAUUCCCUGACGAUAUUGCUGAUCGUAAGGUGUUGCUCAUGUAUCCUAUAAUGAGCACUGGAAAUACUGUGAUAAAAGCUAUAGCUGUUUUGAAGGAACAUCACGUUCUUGAAGAAAAUAUUAUUCUUUCAAAUUUAUUUUGUACUCCAGCAGCUGCCAAAACUCUAGUCACUGCCUUCCCUCAGAUGAAAAUUCUAACCUCGGAAAUCCACAAUGUUGCACCGAAUCAUUUUGGGCAAAAAUAUUUUGGUACGGACUGAAUUCAUAAAAUAUUUUUUAGAUGUAAUCAUAGAGAUAAUGUAAUAUUAAUCAUGUACUGAAAUCGCUAGACGACUAAAUGAUUGGGAAUAAGUUUUGUUUGUGAAAUACAAACUGUUGAAGGCUGUUUGUUAUAAAAAAUUAUUUUUCACAAUCAUGUUUUACUAAUAAAUGUAUUGAUCAUUGAUAAUAAUUGCACUCUACAAUAAGAGUCAUUUUUAACAUACGUUAAUUGAGUUUUUAACUAUUUCUAUUGACAAACUUAUUGAAGCUUUGUUUUGAAUAUUUUUUUUGAGUCUCUAUUUUAUUAAUUUUUUUUAAAGACAAAUAAUUUGUACAAAAAUUCCAUAAGAAAAUCAAGUAACUGUAUGGAAAUUUAUGAAAUACUUCUACUGUCGUUAGCGCACAGUUUAUAUAUGCAUAUGCCUUCACUAGUUUGUUACAAUUUAAUAAGCUGUAAGACUGCGAGCAAGUUUUGUGUCACACAAUAAUUUGCUAGAGGAAAAAAAACAAGAUUUUUACUAAUUUUUUGUGGUUGUAAAAAAUUGAUUCAACUUUCUUAUACAUAGUCCAGUCAAUAUGCUUUUUAAAAUGAAAGUCCGUUGAACAUGAACCAAUUUUGUUCAUUAGAUUGUUUUUAGCCAUGGCAGACAUCAGUAUGAACAACAUCAGUUAAUGUUCAACGGACUUUCAAAUUACGCUGUUUUUUAAAACAUGUUGACUGAACUAUAUACAUUGUACAGAUGGAUAAUAAAUACGAGCUCUGUUUGUAAUAAUUAUUCAAUAUUAUCAAAUAAGUUAUCAGUAAUACAGUUGUCCGUAUCGCAUAAAUUUUAUGCCAUAAAGUACUUCAAUAUGUAGUACUUGAUUAGGUCUACAUUAUUAUUAUUAUUAUUAUUAUUAUUAUUAUUAUUAUUAUUAAUAUGUAGCCGAAUUACUAUUAUUAUCGUGAUUACUCUCAAAAAAAUUGGCUAACAAGUUUUUCUAGUUCAGUAGAAGAAAAAUGGUAUUAUUUGCAAAUUUUUAAAUCAACUAUUGAUUAUUGAUUUUUAUUUUUACAUAUGCACGAUAUUUUAUCAAUUAUACUUAUUUGAAGAUGUGAUAAAAUUUUUGUUAAGGCUCUCAAUAUUAAAAUUAAAAACUAGACAAAAUUCUUCUGAUAUAAAUUGGAAAAUUUAUUGGCCACUUUAAUUCGAUAAUAAUUCUAUAACUAUGUAUGAUAGAGAAUCUCUAAGAAUUUUAAUUAAAACGGUAAAAUUCAAUAUGAUUCUAAAUAUAUAAAAUCAACAUGAUAAGAGACAAGCAUAAUGAUUAAUUAAUUUUAUAAAAAAGUCAGUAACUAUGCCAAUGUAAGAUUAAAAAAAAUUAAGUUACUUAAACUUAUGCAUAAAUUGGAUAUAUGUUAUAUCUUUAAUCUUGAAAUAAUAAUGGCAUAAUGUAUUUAAAACAUGGAUUAUUAAGUAUUGUUCUUUACCGAAAAAGAAAACAAAUGUAGAAAAGAAUAUUAGUUUUUUGAGUGGAGAGUUAUCAUCAUAUAUUUGAUAUUUAUUUUUUUCACAAAGAUUAAAAAAAUAUUUUUUUUCGGUAUUACGAAAACCAAUGUGAAUAAUAAGAUUAAAAAUUGUUUUGUUUAUUUAACAAUCUUGAUUUUUUAAAGAUUGAUUAGCGCAUUUAUUGUUUUUUUUCGAUAAUCAAUCUUUAUAUACUUAGAGAUGAUUGCAUAGAAAUUUUCAAUUAAAUUUUAGUCUAAUAUAUAAUUAACUUUUUUUUAAUUAGUCAACUGUGCAAAUUGUAUUUUUUAUCAUUAUAAUUAGACUAAGAUACUGUUGUAAUAUACAGGAUGAUAAUGAUGUUUAGAGGUGAAUAUUUGUUGAAAUUUUCGUAAAAUAUGUUUAAGAAUCAUGAGGUGCUUUAUUUGACAAAAAAUAAAAUAAAUUAAAACAAUUAUAAUGCAAAAUAA
Molecule: messenger RNA, 2764 nt
Organism: Chelonus insularis
Lineage: Eukaryota; Metazoa; Arthropoda; Insecta; Hymenoptera; Braconidae
Gene: kri
Product: krishah
Exons: 5
Coding region: 120-806 (228 amino acids)
Cellular component (GO): cytoplasm
Molecular function (GO): ribosylnicotinamide kinase activity
Source: RefSeq, a predicted model, not a curated record